Messenger RNA from Cyphellophora europaea CBS 101466, 2814 nucleotides. RefSeq names its product leucine-tRNA ligase. Gene Ontology annotation, cellular component: mitochondrion. Bases 1 to 2814 code for a protein of 937 amino acids. Gene Ontology annotation, molecular function: leucine-tRNA ligase activity; ATP binding; aminoacyl-tRNA deacylase activity. The transcript is spliced from 2 exons. The record is from RefSeq and is a predicted model, not a curated record. NCBI's taxonomy places the organism in Eukaryota, Fungi, Ascomycota, Eurotiomycetes, Chaetothyriales, Cyphellophoraceae. Gene Ontology annotation, biological process: mitochondrial translation; leucyl-tRNA aminoacylation.
AUGUUGGGGCCGCAAUUGCCACGCGUGCGCCUCCAGCAACCAUGGUCGAAAGGUGUGGGCGUGAUAAGAUGCCUUCGGCUUCGGAACGCGUCGCGCCUGAGCUUCCCCGAGAUUGAUGCCAAAUGGCAGCAACGAUGGGCGCAGGAGCCGUUGAGUCGCGAGCCAGAACGGACAAAGAAAACAUAUGUCCUACCGAUGUUCGCAUACCCGUCCGGAUCCCUUCACAUGGGUCACCUGCGAGUGUACACCAUCUCCGAUGUGAUCGCACGAUAUCGACGCAUGCAAGGCUACAGUGUGCUGCAUCCGACGGGCUGGGAUGCAUUUGGGCUUCCUGCCGAAAAUGCAGCAAUUGAAAGAGGCCUGGAUCCCGGAGUGUGGACUGAAGAAAACAUCGCAAAAAUGAAGGCGCAGUUGAAGAGCAUGAAUACAAGCUUUGACUGGGAUGCUGAAAUAUCAACUUGUGACCCAUCUUUCUACAAGCACACCCAAAGGCUCUUUCUGAUGCUGCACAAGCGUGGGCUCGCCUACCAGGCCAAUGCACUCGUCAAUUGGGACCCAGUAGACAAGACCGUGCUUGCGAACGAACAAGUAGACAGCAAUGGCAAAUCGUGGCGGUCGGGCGCAACGGUCCAGCAGAUCAACCUGCGCCAAUGGUUCUUUGCUAUCACCGAAUUCAAGGAAGCUCUCCUCGACGACCUCGAUUUCCUCUCAACGAAUGGUCGGUGGCCAGAGCGGGUGAUAACACAACAGAGAAAUUGGCUGGGAAAGUCGUCCGGUGCACGUUUACGAAUCGAUGUACAACAUCCUGACGGCCAUGAGACCAGUCACUAUGUAUUCACCACCCGACCAGACACCAUCUAUGGAGUCAAGUAUCUAGCUGUUGCCCUGACUCACUCACUCACCAAAGCAUACCAGUCACUGUCGCCAGAGCUACAGAUCUUGAUUGAUGAGAAGGCUUCGCUGGAGGUCGGGUCCAAAGCUGGUGUACCGCUACCAUUGAAAGCUCGGAUACCCUCGGUCAGCGACGAUUUCAAUCUUUCAGUGUUUGCUGCGCCAUACGUACUGGAAGGAUACGGGGAAGGGGCUGUGAUGGGUGUGCCUGCUCAUGAUGCGAGAGACCUCGCGUUUUGGAAACAACACCGGCCUGACGAGGAGAUCCCAGUUGUUAUUCAGCCGCCCGCAUCAUUGAAUACCAAGCUGAGAGUGCAGCCAGGAGAGAUAGCCGAAGCAUACACAGACCCUGGCAUUCUGACCAGCCUCUGCGGCAAGUACGCCGACAUGGAAAGUACGGCAGCGGCUGCACAGAUCACAUCGGACCUUACGGGCUUUGGGCCGAAAGGAGCAAGACAUGCGGAGCGAUUUGAUACCUGGAGACUGAGAGACUGGCUCGUCUCACGCCAGCGAUAUUGGGGAGCGCCCAUCCCAAUAAUUCACUGCAGGUCUUGUGGGACCGUUUCAGUCCCCGAGGAAGAUCUACCCGUGCGUCUGCCGCAACUUGACGAUUCGAUGAAGGGCCAGAGGGGCAAUCCCCUCGAAAAGAUGGAUUCGUGGGUCAAUGUUUCGUGCCCCAGUUGCGGGGAUCCAGCAAAGAGGGAGACUGAUACAAUGGAUACCUUCGUCGAUUCCUCUUGGUACUACGGUCGCUUCACGGAUCCUAACAAUAAUGGUCAGCUCUUCUCCGAAGCGGCGGCAGCAUCACGUCUACCUGUCGACACCUACGUCGGCGGUGUUGAGCAUGCGAUUCUCCAUCUUCUCUAUGCUAGAUUCAUCUACAAGUUCCUGUGCAGCGAGGGUCUGAUACCAGAUCACGCUCCCGAGGCAGAGCCAUUCCAACAGCUUGUUGCACAAGGUAUGGUGCACGGCAAGACGUUUUCGGACCCAGAAUCCGGUCGUUUCUUGCGCCCGGAAGAGGUCGACCAUUCUUCUGGCACUGCAGUCGUCAAAGCGUCGGGCGAGCAAGCCAACAUCUCCUUCGAGAAGAUGUCGAAGAGCAAGUACAACGGGGUGGAUCCGUCCAUCUGCAUCACAAAAUAUGGUGCUGAUGCCACCCGAGCGCACAUCUUGUUCACAGCUCCUGUGAGCGAGGUUUUGCAGUGGGAUGAGGAGAAAAUUGUUGGUGUUCAGCGCUGGUUUGGCCGCAUUCAGCGACUCGCCUCAGACUUGAGCUCGCAGCCAAUGACCGGCAUGGACGACUACACGAUGCCUACCAGCUUCGAUCUAUCCACAUUGAGCACUUCCGACAUCAGCAUUCUUCUUACUACUCAAAGUACCGUAAUGUCUGUGACCAAGACCUUCGAUCAUGACAUUUACAGCCUCAACACGACCAUCUCAGACCUCAUCAAGCUGACCAAUCUUAUCCACGAUGCUGGAGUCGGCAGCCUCGCAGCUCAGGUGGCUCGAGUUGCCAUCUCUGCGCUGCUGCGCAUGCUUGCGCCAAUCGCGCCAGCAUUUGCCGAAGAAUGCUGGGAGAAUAUCAACAAUCUCGGCAACGCCAGCUCAAGUAGCAUAUUCCACCAUCCAUGGCCACAGCCGCCUCUCUCCGAGGAGCAGGAGGUGACUCUAAAAGCGUCCCACAAAACGAUGACUUGUGCCGUUCAGAUCAACGGCAAGCUACGUUUCACUGCGGCAAUCCCCACUGCAAGUGAGGUAGAAGCCAGGCGCAAGACAGCAAGUGAGGUGAGAGUCGCGGAAGUUGUUGACGCUGUGCUUCGGACAGACGACGGUCAAACCUGGUUGCGAGAACGGAACAACUGGGAGCAACGGAAAAGAGUGGUGCUUGUGGGUGGAGGCAAGGUGUUGAAUAUUGUAUUCUAG